GCGUAUACUGAUGCCUCAGGUGAGGAAUCCCAUCUUCAGCACGGUGCAAUUGCUAAAGGAUUGUUGCAUUCUGCCAUUUUUCAUCUUGUAUUCUUUCAGCAUUUGCGCACCCAGUACUCGACACUAGAGAGGAGGGCAGCCUUAUGGAAAUGUAGACAUAUAUCCAGCCUGGCCAGGUUCUGCACAGUAGCCUGGCAUGAGUGCCUGGAAUUAAGUAACGCAGCUCCUCUGCAUACCAAAUGAGAGUGACACUUAGGAUCCACCUCUUGGCAGUAACUAACAUGGCUCAUCUCAGGUAACUCCCUACCUCCCUAUGCAAGUCAGAAGUAGGAAGAGCUCCUUUAUUCUUCUCUGAUACCGCCUGAGCAGGAGGCAGACAGCCAGGCUGACUUUUCUGUCAUGACUUCGGAGAGAGACCGGCAACUGGGCAGCUUAACUGUCUUUAAUAAGCAGGAUUUUGAAGAAGACUGGGUUAAAGUGGCCAGCGGAGGCUUUGGGCAUGUGUACCAAGUCAAGCACAAGAGGUGGAGAACAGUUUAUGCAGUGAAGUGCUCCCCGUAUCUGCUGCAGGACACCAGCGUGGAGAGGACCAGUAUGAACUGUCUAAUGGAAGAGGCAACCAAGAUGGAGAAAAUCAAAUUCCAGCACAUUGUCACUAUCUAUGGGGUCUGCAACAGCCCUUUGGGGAUAGUGAUGGAAUAUAUGGCGAGAGGGUCCUUGGAGAAAAUUCUUCCCACUCACAAAAUGUCAUGGCAGCUCAAAUUCCGGGUUAUCCAUGAGAUGGGCUUGGCUAUGAAUUUCCUGCAUAGCAUGACACCUCCUUUGCUGCACUUAGAUCUAAAACCAGGGAACAUUCUCCUAGAUGGGAAUAUGCAUGUCAAGAUCUCGGACUUUGGGCUGUCGAAAUGGAUGGAGCAGUCUAGCCGAAUGCAAUAUAUUGAAAGCUCUGCUUUGAGAGGCACUUUGAGCUACAUCCCCCCAGAAAUGUUUCUCCAGAACAGCAAGCCCCCAGGAAUCAAAUAUGAUGUGUACAGCUUUGGAAUCGUAAUUUGGGAGAUACUUAUGCAGAAGAAACCUUAUGCAGGAGCCAACAUGAUGGCCAUUAUAGUCAAGGUUGCAGCAGGAAAGAGGCCCUGCCUAGAACCCAUCAGUGAUGACUGGCCAGGGGAAUGCCAGCAGAUGGUUGACUUGAUGAAGAGAUGUUGGGACCAAGACCCUAAGCAAAGACCAAGCUUUACAGAUAUCCCUGUAGAAACAGACAUGCUGCUGUCACUGAUACAAAGCCUUGUAGUAGAUCCAGAGAACGAGCGCCUUGUUAGGAAGAUGUCCCACAAGCCUGCCAUCUCUGGGAACCAGCAGAGUGACAAAGAAGAGUUCACCUUCCCCAGAGACACCAGAAGUGGUGAAACUGAUAAUCAGGAGGUUCAUAUCCCACCUUCUUACAGUGAGGUUGAAAGUCCAGGGGACAUCCUGUCUGAGGAAAUCUUUAGAGUCCAUGAAAAUGGCCUCACAUUACUUCACCUGAUGGUGAUCCAGGGAAAUGUGGAAAAGGUGAAGUUUCUCCUGAGCUGUAAAGCCAAUGUGAACAGCCAGGUAGUCUGUGGCUACACCCCGCUCAUUAUGGCUGUUCAGAAGAGGUCGCCAGAGAUCUGCUCAGUUCUGAUAGAGCAUGAUGCGGACAUCAAUAUGCCUGAUGACGAUGGCUGGACACCUCUUCACUUCGCUGCUCAGAAUGGGGAUGAUAGAAUUGUACGCCUCUUGCUGGACCACCAGGCACAGGUAAAUGCUCAGGAGCAUGACGGGUGGACCCCUCUGCACUUGGCAUCACAGAACAACUUUGAGAAUGUGGCCCGAGUACUGCUAUCUCGCCAGGCUGACUCCAACACCCAGGAGGUUGAUGGGAAAACUGCCCUCCAUGUGGCAGCUUGCUUUGGACAUGUCAGUUUGGUGAAACUGCUUGCCAGUCAAGGAGCGGACCUGGAGAAAAAGCAGAAGAACCAUAGAACCCCACUUCAUGUUGCUGUGGAGAGGGGGAAGUUCAGGGUAGUCCAUUAUUUGCUGAAGAAUGGGACCUCUGUCAACAGCCUGGAUCAAAAUCAUUACAGUGCCCUGCACCUGGCUGUGGUGAGAGGGAAGUACCUUAUCUGUGAGAAGCUCAUCAAAUACGGAGCCAAUGUGGAGCUGAGGACAGACAAAGGUUGGACUCCCCUGCACCUGGCUUCUUUCAAAGGACACAUUGAAAUCAUCCACCUGCUAAAAGAUAGCCAUGCCAAACUGAAUGCCAAAGGAAGCAUGGACUGGACACCACUUCACUUGGCUACUCGCUACAGUGAUGAGCCGGUAGUCUGUGAGCUAUUGAGAUGUGGGGCAGAUCCCAACAUUGCUGAGAAGUCAGAGUGGGCCCCCCUCCAUUUUGCAGUCCAGCGGGGCUCCUUUUUGACUGUCAUCAAUCUUCUGGAGUGCAAGGCAGAUGUCAAUGCUAAGAACAAAGUGGGUUGGACACCCUUGCACCUCGCUGUCCUCAAGGGCAAUAUGGCCAUUAUAAAGACCUUGAUUAAGGCUGGUGCUCUUCUUGACGUGGAAGAUAUCACUGGCUGUACAGCCCUCCAGUUGGCAAUUAGACAUCAGAGAGAAAACAUCAUUACACUGCUUCAAGGCAAGGACUCGCUGAUAAAUAAAUCAGGGAAUAGGACUCUGGUGAAUGAUGCUAAGAUUUCAAGACCCAAAUUUGUUCUGGGAAGGACAGAUUUGUAGAUUCAUCAAGUGUGGUAUUUAUGACUUGCAUUUUCCAAUAACAGGUGCUAUGCCUUAAACCAGCAUAUCCUGUCACCUGGUGAUUACAGGAAAAUACUUUUUUUUUUUUUUUUUUUUUUUUAAUGGAAGUUUCUAAGCAUGAGCACUAAAAGAGUAAAAGAAAAUGGAGCUGCAGAAGGAAGCCGACAAGUUAUUUUCCAGAGUCUGACCAAGCUUGUAGAACAUUUUGGCUUGGUGAUGCUGGCUUUAGGCAAUGCUUUCCUGUUUUAAUACUUACAGUGCAGGGAUGGAGAUGGGUAUAUGUACUCGCUUUUCAUAUGGGCAAUGCUGAAACUGUGCAUAGCAACCCAUAUAUACAUGUCUUCCACAGAUUUUAUUGGGUUUAUUCCAUGUUUUCCUACAGAGAAAAUUGGUGUAAAAUGGCCUUGGCACAGGUGGGAAUUGAAUCAUGAGAUUCUCACCUGCUGCUGGAAAUAGACACUAAGCAUAUGGUACAGCAAUGUGUCAGAUUUUCUGACAUCUCAUUUUUGUAACAAGAAAAAAAUAAAACAAGGAAGGAAGAAAAAUCACUGGUAGAAAGUAUUUAAAUGGAUACAACACAGAGAAAAAGAAAUUCCAGAAUAAUUCCACUCCAUCCCUUCAGAACAAAAGAGCCAAGAGCUUUUUUCCUAAGCAUUCAAAUUACUUACUGACCACCUCCACACUUCAGACUUUAAACACUGAGGUUGCCAUUAGAAAGAUGGCUCUAAGGAUAAGCCAAAAAGUGGGUGCAGUUCUGAAACCUGUUCCCUGCCACAAGGGCUACAAAUAACCUCCAGUCUUAACUACAAAAUGCUGCUGUGGGAGUUUCAUAGAAUGGUUGAAAGAGUUCCUCAGAAAAGCGGUAUCUAA
This is a messenger RNA of Aquila chrysaetos chrysaetos, 3645 nucleotides long. It is a transcript of the gene ANKK1, whose product is annotated as ankyrin repeat and kinase domain containing 1. Gene Ontology annotation, molecular function: protein kinase activity; protein binding; ATP binding. Bases 400 to 2754 code for a protein of 784 amino acids. The transcript is spliced from 8 exons. NCBI's taxonomy places the organism in Eukaryota, Metazoa, Chordata, Aves, Accipitriformes, Accipitridae. The record is from RefSeq and is a predicted model, not a curated record. Gene Ontology annotation, cellular component: cytoplasm. Gene Ontology annotation, biological process: protein phosphorylation.